Messenger RNA from Colletotrichum graminicola M1.001, 729 nucleotides. RefSeq lists its product as uncharacterized. The transcript has a single exon. Bases 1 to 729 code for a protein of 242 amino acids. Lineage: Eukaryota; Fungi; Ascomycota; Sordariomycetes; Glomerellales; Glomerellaceae. The record is from RefSeq and is a predicted model, not a curated record.
AUGACACGCCAGACCGACGUCGCCGCUGCCGCCUCUAAUGGGGCAGAUCCCGCCGUCACGGCCCCGCCGCCUCGCGAGCGCAUCAUGGCGCACAUGAACCGCGACCACAAGCGGGAGCUCUCCCUCUACCUACGCCACUACGCCGGCCUCAGCCGCUCCGCCGCCACAGCGCCGUGGCUCAAGGAUGUCACGCUCGAGGGCAUGACGAUUGCAGCGGGCGGGCUCGGCGGCAAGGAGUUUCACGUCGCCUUCCAGCCCGCUCUCCAGUCGUGGUCCGACGUGCGCCCCGCCGUAGUCGAGAUGGAGCGCGUAGCGCGGCAGGCGCUGGGGGACAGCGACAUCGUCGUCGGGUACUUUGCGCCGCCGCAGGGCUUUGAUGUCGUCGUGUUUGGGGCCGUUUCGUUUUACUUUGUCUGCUGGCUCACGCUCGGGUUUGUGCUGCCGGGCGCGCCCAUCUGGUCCUUCCUCCAGGCCGUCUUCCCCGGCGGGCCCAUGUUUUACCGGUGGCUGGUCAAGGCCAUCUUCCCGUUCGUGUUGGGCAUUCAUCUGACCGAGUGCUUUUGGUUCCACAGGACGAGGCUCUCGAGGCACGGGAUCGAGUUCGGCACGAGUCUCUGGUGGACGUGGAUCGGGAGUCUGUUCUUCGAGGGCGUGUGCGGCUUCAUGAGGUUUGACAGCAUUGUCGCCGCCCUGAAAAAGGAGAAGGAAAACGAGAAGAAGAGCCACUAG